UUUGCUUUUAAAGCUCACUCACAGUUAGAAAAGUCAAGCAUCCAGACAUUUGAAGGACUAUUUGCACAUUAAGGUGACAUUUUCUAUUUUAAAAGUUCUCAAAACAUUAAGAUGAAAAAGGAAACAAGAAAAGUUACGACUGAGGCAGAUAAGAAAGAUCCAGGAGAUCAAAAUUGUAAGACCAGAAUGACAAAAAGAAAGGCCAGUCCUGAAAAGAAGACCCCCAUAAAAAGAAGGAGGGUCAGUGAGCAGGCUGGUCCUUCCACCAGCUCAGAUGCUCAUGUGAUCAAAGGAGUCAAGCGCAAGGUCCAACAAGAUGAAGCGGGGACAACCAAUACAGCAAAAAAGUGUAAACUUCUUGACCAUAUGAGCGGUGACAAGGGGCAAGCAUCUUCCUGGUUGGACACUGGUAAAGACUGCAGCAUAGACAUUUCAGAGAGCUGCAGUAAAAACCAAAACGCUGGCAAAAGGAAAGCUGCGGGAGACAGGAGGGACCCACCUAAGAAGAAGAACGUGGACCAGGACAAAACCAAAAAUGUUGCCAAAAAGUCAGUGGCCGAACAGAAACGUGACUUCAAGCGAGAUACGUGGAGGAGCACCGGCUUGGAGAAGGAGGCUGCGGAGCAGUGUGGCCAUCAAACACAUCCCAAAGGGAAAGUGUACUGCAAAGUGACGGAUGAAAGCGGGAAGCAUCUGUCAGUGGAAGUUGCCAUCAUGCUGAAGCUUGCAGCUGAAGCAGAUGGAUCAGUGGGAACAUCAGCCCCAGUGUCUCUGCUGGAGUGGUUUGACUUUGGCAGAGAGCUGAUCCUGGUCAUUCUGAAGCAGCUGGUUGAUGCUGCGAAGCACCUGGAGGAUAAACACAUCUUUCACCGGGACAUCAAGAGUGAGAACAUUCUAAUUGAGACCGGCUCAGAUGUACCGCGUGUUAGUAUCAUCGACUUUGGACUGAGCUGCUUUGUUAAGGAGCGGUCGCUGUACCAGCGUCUUUUAUGGUAA
This is a messenger RNA of Oreochromis aureus, 996 nucleotides long. RefSeq lists its product as uncharacterized. The record is from RefSeq and is a predicted model, not a curated record. The coding region runs from base 112 to 996 and encodes 294 amino acids. The transcript has 7 exons. Gene Ontology annotation, cellular component: cytoplasm. NCBI's taxonomy places the organism in Eukaryota, Metazoa, Chordata, Actinopteri, Cichliformes, Cichlidae. Gene Ontology annotation, molecular function: protein serine/threonine kinase activity; ATP binding. Gene Ontology annotation, biological process: protein autophosphorylation; regulation of mitotic cell cycle; negative regulation of apoptotic process.